GUACUGCUGACACGUCAUUUCCUGUAGCUGGUUUCCGGCAGACGGGUGGGAAUUUUCGCUAUGGGUUACAGUGGUUUGACGGUGCCCAUUAUAGUUCUCACUGUUUUCUGGGGUGUCGUGGGCGGUGUUGUGCCCUGGUUCAUCCCGAAAGGACCAAAUAGAGGUGUUAUUAACACCAUGUUGGUGACAAGUGCUGUUUGCUGCUACCUUUUCUGGCUGAUUGCAAUCCUGUCCCAAUUAAACCCCCUCUUUGGUCCACAAUUGAAAAAUGAAACAAUAUGGUAUUUGCGCUUCCAAUGGCCUUGAAUCUGACAGCAAAUAUCUUUGAUCAGAGAAGGAAGAUAUCUUUUAAAAUCGCUGCAGAUGAUUCAUUUCCUUUAUACAUGAGCAGCUUUCUUUCGUGGAACUUUUCCAAAUGGCAUUCAACAGUGAUGGAUUUUUGAAAAUUUGCAUUCUGGUUCAUAAUGCAUGAAUUGGAAUUGAUUCUUGGAGUUUAAAGUAAUCAAACUAACAAGUGUGAACAUUUAGCAAAAUAUUAGAAGCUUGACUGUGCCUUAAAUGUUCUACAAUUUUAUGACACUUGUAUGUUAAGAGAAAUCAUCAGAAUGUGCCACUGAGGGGAAAUAAUAUAUUUUGUGUUUAUUUUGUGGGGUCUUAUUUUUGUACUAACCUCUGUACUGCAAUGUGAAUAAUGCAGAUCUAGUUGGAGCGUAUAUGUACUGCUUUUGUAUUUCUUGCCUUCUGUUUUCUUACUAAAGUCAUUUCAAAAUCUGAUUCUGAUAAUUUAAUAAAUACUUGAUGAAAUGCUAGUUAAGGCUAUAUCUCAGUUUUUUUUCCUCUAACCAUUUAUAGCUUAAUUUUAGCAAGCUUCUGGUUUUUGUAUUGUAAACCCAUUUUAUUUAAUUAAGGAGCUAUAGUAAUCUUAAAAAUAUACUUGUGAUCUUGCUGUUAUUUGGUGCAGAAACAAAAUCAGAUUAAGGUUGUGGUUGUUAUUAUGACCAUUUGUUUGAGAAAGGAAACUGAAACCUCAUGCCAUAUCUGAAUUGUUGUAACAAAUGGUUUUUGUUCAGUAUUGUGCUUGUCUUUGGGUAAACAUUUAAGUACUGUGGAAUUAAAAUUAUACAGAAAUAAAUUCA
Messenger RNA from Stegostoma tigrinum, 1136 nucleotides. RefSeq names its product ATPase H+ transporting V0 subunit e1 (gene atp6v0e1). The record is from RefSeq and is a predicted model, not a curated record. Gene Ontology annotation, biological process: proton transmembrane transport. The transcript has 4 exons. Gene Ontology annotation, molecular function: proton-transporting ATPase activity, rotational mechanism. The coding region runs from base 61 to 306 and encodes 81 amino acids. NCBI's taxonomy places the organism in Eukaryota, Metazoa, Chordata, Chondrichthyes, Orectolobiformes, Stegostomatidae. Gene Ontology annotation, cellular component: proton-transporting V-type ATPase, V0 domain.